Molecule: messenger RNA, 657 nt
Organism: Cynara cardunculus var. scolymus (artichoke)
Lineage: Eukaryota; Viridiplantae; Streptophyta; Magnoliopsida; Asterales; Asteraceae
Product: ethylene-responsive transcription factor 5-like
Exons: 1
Coding region: 1-657 (218 amino acids)
Biological process (GO): ethylene-activated signaling pathway; regulation of DNA-templated transcription
Molecular function (GO): DNA binding; DNA-binding transcription factor activity
Source: RefSeq, a predicted model, not a curated record
AUGGCCGCACUCGAUAAAUCAGAAAUCCCUCCUCCUCCUCCUCUUGAUGCUUUCUCAAAUAUUGAACUCCAUGAUUCUUUAAUGUCUGAUUUUGACUUCCUAAAUUGGUCUACACAACAUGUUUCUGAUUCGUCAUCCUCAUGGAGUUCAUCAUCCUCUGCUUCGCCUGAUUAUCUGCACUCCAAUCAACUCAAUAACACCUGCCAUCUUAGGGCUUUCGAUGAUUCUAUUAAUUUCUCCGAGUUCGAGUUCAAACCUGCUGAAGCAAUCGAUUUAACUGUACUGGUUGAAUCCAACACUCCAAAGCGGUCGAGGAAGAUGAAUGAUGAUCAAGGACGCUACAGAGGUGUUCGAAGAAGGCCUUGGGGAAAGUAUUCGGCGGAGAUCCGAGAUCCAAAGCGCCGUGGAUAUAGGCUGUGGUUAGGUACGUUUGAUUCCGCCAUUGAAGCUGCAAAAGCUUACGAUAGAGCUGCCUUUAACAUACGUGGUAGGAAAGCCAUUCUGAACUUCCCUCUGGAGAUUGAGAAGAACUUGACGGAAAAUGCAGGUGUCGUCAAAGGCCGCCGGAAAAGAUCCAGAGAGACGGUGGAGGUGGAACGGUUGGAGAAUCUGGUGGUUAAGAGGGAGAGGACGGUGUCGGUUUCUCCGUCCCCAUAA